AUGCGGUGGCGGCUGUUGGGCGCCCGGUCGACCCUCCCCGCCAGCGUCGCCCUCCUCCUUCUCCCGGUCCUGGUCGCUCCGCAGCAGCACCCAGAACCCCAUGGCUCCGCUCCUCGUGUGUCUGUGCCGCUCCCCGCAGCCGGACAAGACUCAUCGACCCUUGAUACGGCCUCUGUAGCCGCUCCCCCCAUCGUGAAAUCCAACGAUGCGAGCGCCCUGGCAACUCUGGCUCUGGCGGGCUCCGGCCGCGCCGUUCGAGCCCCUCCUGUCCAGGCCAGCAGCAUGACUGCCGGUCUGGCCUCGCCGCUUCAUGCGCGGUCCUUGCAGGACUGGGAGGUUGAGGAUUUUGUGCUGUUGGCGACCGUCGACGGAACCAUUCACGCCCGAGACCGCAAGACCGGUUCCGCCCGCUGGGCCCUUGAGGUCCCCAGCAGCCCCGUCGUCGAAAGUAUCUACCAUCGUGCCAAUCGUUCGAGCUUCGACGACACCCAGCCCGAAGACGACUUCUUAUGGAUUGUUGAACCCAGCCAGGAUGGCAGCAUCUAUAUCUACAGCCCCGGCCCCGAGGCCGGUUUGCAGAAGCUUGGCCUGACCGUCAAGCAGCUGGUGGACGAAACUCCCUAUUCUGGCAUUGAUCCUGCUGUGACAUACACUGCUCGGAAAGAGACCACCUUGUAUACCAUUGACGCCCGCACCGGCAGCAUUCUGCGAGUGUUUAGCUCUCGCGGACCAAUUACGACUGGCCAAGAGUGCCGCAAAGUUGAUGGGCAGGGCUUGGAUGCGGAAGACUGCGAGUCGACCUCGGGUACUCUGGUUCUGGGCCGUGUCGAGUAUGCCGUGGCCAUCCAGAACACCGAGACUGGUGACCCCAUCUGUACACUGAAAUACUCUGAGUGGGCGCCGAACAACCGUGACAUGGACCUCCAGAGCCAAUAUCACCGAACCAUGGAUCAGAGUCACAUCUACAGCAUGCACGACGGAGUCGUAUUGGGAUUUGAUCAUUCCCACAUGGACCGGCCCCGUUACACACAACGUUUCUCAUCACCCGUGGCUCGAGUCUUUGAUGUGGCCCGUCCUGUCAACAAAGAUUCACCGGAUGUUUCGACACCGCUGGUGCUCUUGUCGCAGCCGCUCCAGCCACCGGAUCCGGAUUACGGUUCUUUGGAUGAUCGUGACAUGCGUGUGUUCCUUGAUUGCACUGAUGCAGGUGGCUGGUAUGCCCUGUCGGAGGAAACCUACCCCUUGGUCACAGGACGUGCUCCUAUGGCCCAGUGCUAUGACAAGGAUUUCUUUCGCCGGGGUCAGUCGCUCAUGAGCCUGUCGCCAGGCCAGCAGCGCGAUGCCUUGGCUGGUGUUCAUUCCCUGAAUGGCCCGAGGGUCCUUCGCUCGCCUAUCCCAAGGAUCGCCGCGUCAGCAGCUUCUGAGACGUCCAACGACACACCCCAAGAUGUCCUCCGCAGCUCGUCGGAGUUGGCCCUGCCCCCUGCCCUUCGGCACAGUACCAUCAUUCGCAAGAGCUGGGAUAAUGCGUUGGAUAUUAUCGUGACGCUAAUCCUGUUGUUUAUCGGCGCUUUCAUCUACUUCAACUCUCAUCAUAUCCGAGACCUCGCCAAGCAAAAGCUCGACAUUAAGAACAUCAUAAACUCUAAUGACAAGCCCCCUCUUUCGACACCCUCAACCCCACUCGUGGGAACCUCCCCAGAUCUCAAGCGGAGUUCUACCCCGACCCGGCGAGUUCCUAAUGUGACCGUCGACCUGGAUCUGGGAGAUCCCCAAACGGACGGCGAAGCUACGCCACGGCCUUCUCGAGAGAACAGUGUGCCGCCGCCAGGCACCUCUUCACGGGUACAGAUUCGCGAACCCUCUUGUGGACCCGACGACGAGGAGGGCGAGGAGCAGGAAAGGCCUAAGAAAAAGGCCCGGGCGCGUGGGUCGCGAGGUGGAAAGUCGCACCGCCGCCGCAAGAAGCCUGGCACCGAGGUCGACACAGCAGAGCAAGCUGAUCGUGCCGUGGAUCAAGUGAAUCAGUUGAAUCCACAGCCCCGACUGGAGCCUGAUGUGCAGCUGACCCGCACCGUGUCCAACGAGAUUACUGAAAUGGAUGGCGUCCUUCAAAUCGGUCGACUCCAAGUCUUCACGGAUGUUGUGCUGGGUCACGGUAGUCACGGAACCGUUGUCUACCGUGGCUCGUUUGAUGGGCGGAAUGUGGCUGUUAAGCGCAUGCUGAUGGAGUUUUACGAUAUCGCAUCCCAUGAGGUGGGACUGUUACAGGAGAGCGACGAUCACCACAACGUGAUCCGGUACUUCUGCCGAGAACAGGCCACUGGAUUCUUAUACAUUGGGCUCGAGCUAUGUCCUGCCUCUUUGCAGGAUGUGAUUGAGCGACCGUCCGGGUAUCCUGAAUUAGUACAGGGUGGUCUGGACAUGCCAGACGUCCUGCGACAGAUUACCCAGGGAGUGCGGUACUUGCAUUCUCUAAAGAUUGUGCAUCGUGACCUGAAGCCUCAGAAUAUCCUCGUGGCUAUGCCCCGAGGCCGCAACUCCUCACGAUCUCUAAGGCUUCUGAUCUCUGAUUUUGGCCUAUGCAAAAAACUCGAGGACAACCAGAGCUCUUUCCGUGCCACCACCGCGCAUGCUGCCGGCACGUCUGGCUGGCGUGCUCCGGAGCUGUUGCACACCGAGUCGUCUGAGCCCGCUGUGGUCGACCCGCAGACUAACCGUCGCGCCACGCGAGCCAUCGACAUUUUCUCGCUGGGCUGCGUGUUUUACUAUGUCUUGACCCGUGGCAGCCACCCGUUCGAUAAGAAUGGCAAGUUCAUGCGUGAGGCCAACAUUGUCAAAGGACAGUUCGACCUGGAGGAACUGAAUCGUUUGGGCGACUAUGCCUUUGAAGCCGACGAUCUUAUCCGCUCGAUGGUUUCCCUUGAUCCACGCAAGCGUCCCGAUGCAAGCGCUGUCCUGAUGCAUCCCUUCUUCUGGCCACCGUCAGACCGACUCAGCUUCCUUUGCGAUGUGUCAGACCAUUUCGAGUUUGAACCGCGCGAACCACCUUCCGAUGCUCUCCUGUGUCUCGAAUCCGUGGCUGAGGAUGUGAUGGGCCCCGAGAUGGAUUUCCUGCGGCUGUUGCCUCGGGACUUUAAGGACAAUCUGGGCAAGCAACGCAAAUACACCGGGUCGCGUAUGUUGGAUCUCCUGCGUGCUCUGCGCAACAAGCGCAACCACUACAACGACAUGCCGGAGUAUCUCAAGGCACACAUUGGGGGAUUGCCUGAAGGGUACCUGAUCUUCUGGACGGUGCGCUUUCCCAGCUUGUUGAUGAGCUGCCAUUGGGUCAUCGUCGAGCUGGGAUUGACACAGAUCGACCGUUUCCACCGAUACUUUACUCCCCCCGAGUAA
Molecule: messenger RNA, 3396 nt
Organism: Penicillium alfredii
Lineage: Eukaryota; Fungi; Ascomycota; Eurotiomycetes; Eurotiales; Aspergillaceae
Gene: ireA
Product: bifunctional endoribonuclease/protein kinase IRE1
Exons: 3
Coding region: 1-3396 (1131 amino acids)
Biological process (GO): mRNA processing; IRE1-mediated unfolded protein response; intrinsic apoptotic signaling pathway in response to endoplasmic reticulum stress
Cellular component (GO): IRE1-TRAF2-ASK1 complex
Molecular function (GO): RNA endonuclease activity; ATP binding; protein serine/threonine kinase activity
Source: RefSeq, a predicted model, not a curated record